Messenger RNA from Notodromas monacha, 2331 nucleotides. NCBI's taxonomy places the organism in Eukaryota, Metazoa, Arthropoda, Ostracoda, Podocopida, Cyprididae. The record is from the annotation of a GenBank genome assembly.
GUCACUAUUCAGCGCUGUACUCAUCAUAUAUUUUCUUUCCAGAAAUUACUUUCAUCAGCUUUUCUCCUGAGGUUCUUCGUCAAAAUUCAACUGCACGUCGCAUCUACUGAAAAUUCCUGCUCCCCUGUCCUACAUGUACACGAUUUCCGGAAACCGACUUCUGAAAGCAACACCAUGACGACUGUGGAACACAAUUACGUUGAACACCUGAAGACUGUUGGCUCGUGGUUGUUGGGACUCAGCGUUUCCCUCAUGUCAAUCCGCUCGACUUCCGACUGUGAUGCCAUUUCCGAGGCAACAUCCUGCAGUGACGCACAUUCGGAAAUCAAGAAAGACUAAUACGGUGUGCAGGGAAAUUAUUUUACAGGAAGAGCGGUCGAGAAAAUUGGGUCUUCGAAGAGAAACAUGUCGGGGUCAGUUUUCCGCAGCGAGCCAAUGUGCUUAUGUGAGCUACUUCUCGAAGUAGAUGCCGCUUAUUUUUGCGUCGCUGAACUGGGUGAGCUUGGACUGGUGCAGUUCCAAGACUUGAACAAGGAUGUGAACGCCUUUAGUCGUCGUUAUGCCCAAGAGGUCGCCAAGUGCGAUCAAUUGGAGCAGAAGCUGAAUGAACUGGAAUCUAAGGUCAGAGCUGAGGGCAUUCGUAUCCCACGAACUGGCCCUCAGGCACCCGCUGCUCCUGCUCCACAAGAACUGGACGCCAUGGUGGGGAUUUUUGAUCGACUGGCAGCGGAGCAAAAGACAGUGGAGAAAAACGCCGCCACGCUCAAAAUUCAGUACAUAGAGCUUCACGAGCUGCUCGACGUUCUAAGCGCCGCUGAAGUAAUUCUGCCUUACGAAGAAUGCGACGGGCGGGAUUAUCUCGUCGGACAAGGCUCGCUCUCGUUUCUCGCUGGGGUUUUACACACUGAGCGUUCAGCUGCUUUUGAACGCAUGAUUUGGAGAGUCUGUCGAGGCAAGGCGUUUGUGAAGACUCACAAUAUAAGCGCUGAUUGUCCUGUCAUGCCUUCCAUCGAAGGGGUAAUUAGUCAAACUCAUAUUCAUAGACAAGCGGUGCUCAAAUCAGCAGCCAGAACCCUGCGUACCUGGAGAUUGAAGGUGAUGAAAACGAAAGCAAUUUACCACGUUCUCAACGGGUUCAGGUCAAACGUGGCCAGCACGGCUUUGAUUGCAGAAUGCUGGGUUCCCAGGGACGACGUGAAGGUUGUGCAGGACGUCCUUAGGACCGGAAUGGAGAAAAGCGGAAGCCGAGUUCCACCCAUUUUGAACUGCAUUUGCACCAACGAACCUCCUCCAACUUACUUCAAAGGCCAUUGUAUAACUGAAGCCUUUCAAGAUAUGAUCGACUCAUUUGGCACUGGAUCCUACAGGGAACUCAAUCCGAGUAAGAAGUUUUUCAAAAACUACAUGGACAUCUACUGCUCUGUGAUUCCUCAGCUGUUCUUCCUGUGCUCUUUAUUCGGAUACCUCGUGUUCAUGAUCUUCAAGAAAUGGACCGUUUAUUCGAGUGAAAACUCGGCGUGUGCUCCUUCUAUUCUGAUGAUGUUUAUUGAUAUGGUGCUGAUGAAGGACGGUUCCAGACAGGAGGACUGCGAGGAACCUUAUUUGUUCACCGGACAGCUGAUGAUGCAGCACUUUCUGCUAUUCGUUGCACUUGCUUGCAUCCCCUGGCUCUUAUUCAUGAAAGCUGUGCUAACAUUGCCAAAGCAAGUCUGCAAAGAAGAAUUGCUUAUCAAGGCACGAGAUGAUUACAAAAAGACGGACGUGGAGGCUCCAAAGGAAACUAAGGAGCAAUUCGCUGACGACGACAGCAUGGGUGUUAAGGUUCAUGAGCCUGAUUCGGAUGCAGUUAUUGAGAAAUUCAUUGAAGGGAUGAUACAUGGGAUUGAAUUCGUGCUUGGAACAGUGUCCCAUAUUGCUAGCUACUUGAGGCUGUGGGCGCUUUCAUUGGCUCAUGCUCAACUGUCGGAAGUGCUGUGGAAAAUGGUGCUCUCAGUGGGAGUUAGGGCCAGUUUUAAUAGCAACAACAUGUUCUAUUCGGGUGCUCUGGUGGCUGCGACAUUUUUCCUGUGGGCCGUCUUCACCCUGGCACUGCUGGUUUGCAUGGAAGGACUAUCAGCGUAUUUGCACACCCUGAGACUCCACUGGGUCGAGUUCAUGAGCAAAUUUUAUGAAGGACAGGGCCAUGCCUUCCUGCCGUUUUGCUUCAACGCCAUGGCCAGACUCGCUGUUGACGGCUGAUGCAUGAUGUGUCACGCGUUAAAUGUACCUUUGAUUUUUUUGCUGUUUUUUCUACUGACUGUUAUGUUGAGAGAAUUUUAUUAUUGUGUGCGU